CGGGGGCUCGGGAGGGCACCGCCGCGAACUCGCCGCGAAAGGCUCUCGAAGGCCGGGCCGCGGACCAGGGGUGGAGCCCUAGAGAGUGCUAGGACCUAGAGAGAACUUGGGUGGGGGUGGGGGGAGCGGAUGGGCGUGGACUGGAGAGAAUCUGCAAGUCGCCGAGCUAGGAGAGGGGCUUAGGGGAGUCCCGGGAGGCUGCUGGAUGGCGGGCCUCAGCCACCCCUCCGGAUGCUGGUGUUGCCAUCGCCCCCCUGCCCGCAGCCCCUGGCACUUCCGUCCGCAGAGGCCAUGGAGGCUCCUCCAUCCCGGACAGGCAGGUCCCCAGAGCCUGGACCUUCCUCCUCCACAGGACCUCCCCAGCCUUCCUCCCCUCCGAGGCCCAACCACUACCUGCUUAUUGACACCCAGGGCAUCCCGUACACCGUGCUGGUGGACCAGGAGUCUGAGAGAGAGCCCGGGGCAGAUGGGGCUUCGGCUCAGAAAAAGUGCUACAGCUGCCCCGUGUGCUCCCGGGUCUUCGAGUACAUGUCAUACCUGCAGCGACACAGCAUCACCCACUCGGAGGUGAAGCCCUUCGAGUGUGACACCUGUGGGAAGGCAUUCAAGCGGGCCAGCCACCUGGCUCGGCACCACUCCAUUCACCGGGCUGGUGGCGGCCGACCCCAUGGCUGCCCACUCUGCCCCCGACGCUUCCGUGAGGCCGGUGAGCUGGCCCAGCACAGCCGGGUCCACUCGGGGGAGCGCCCGUUUCAGUGCCCACACUGUCCGCGCCGGUUUAUGGAGCAGAACACCCUGCAGAAGCACACUCGGUGGAAGCAUCCGUGAGCCAGGCUGCCGGGUACCCCAGUGCCAUGGGGUUCUGGGGGGAGCCCGGACUCUUGUCACCCUCAGACACCUGGCCAGUGCCAAAGGCUGGGUCGCAGCCCUGGACACAGACACGGACACACUUCCUGCGAAGGUCAAGCCCUGCCUGAAGGAGGAGCCCCUGAGUAGCCUUCGGGCCCUUCCAGUUUCGGAGAUAAAGAUGGAAAGGAGGCCCUGCUUUCACAGAGUGGAGCCCUCCAGCCUCAGGCUGAGCCCUGACAAGGUGUGGGGAGACAUUGCUCUGUGUGGAAGUUCUCCAGCCUGAAAAUCGUGGUUGGGAGCCAUCAGGCAUCUGCACCAGCUUCCUGACAUCCCUGUGCUGAUGCUGGGGGAAGGGGUCCCAGACCUGCCUCCCACCCCCCAGCCGGGACCUGCGACUGGACACCCAAUAAACACAUUUCCCAUUUUGA
Messenger RNA from Hyaena hyaena (striped hyena), 1277 nucleotides. It is a transcript of the gene ZNF581, whose product is annotated as zinc finger protein 581. The record is from RefSeq and is a predicted model, not a curated record. Lineage: Eukaryota; Metazoa; Chordata; Mammalia; Carnivora; Hyaenidae. Gene Ontology annotation, cellular component: nucleus. The transcript is spliced from 2 exons. Gene Ontology annotation, biological process: regulation of transcription by RNA polymerase II. The coding region runs from base 232 to 828 and encodes 198 amino acids. Gene Ontology annotation, molecular function: RNA polymerase II transcription regulatory region sequence-specific DNA binding; DNA-binding transcription factor activity, RNA polymerase II-specific.